UCUCUACCUAGUUCCGUUAUCCGUGUAAAAUGGGGGAUACCAGUCAGUGCUUGGGCGAGCUCUUUCUAGCUCCCAAAAGCUCGAGGAUUUAUUGCUUUUGCGCGCUCUAGCUAGGGCGUGGCGAAUUCGUGCCGGGGCGCUGGAAGAAUCGCGACGCGGCCGCAUUGGCGGAGGCCUCCAUUCUUCCCAGGUCACUUCGAUCGCUUGCCGCUCAUAUUCUAGGCCUAGGGUUUUGGCGUUCUUGAUUCCUCGAGCUCCAGCGCCGCGACAGAAGAUCUGUGCGGCGGCGGCGGCGGCCUGGAAUCUUUCCCGGAUGAGGAAUUUCGGGGAACAGGAACAGGAGGAGCGGCGCUCUUUCCACGACAAGCGGAGCUGCCUUGCUUUUGGCUGACAGCAAGAUCUCGGAUCCAAGCCCCAAGAUUCCUGCGGCAUUGCGGCAAGAACAUCGCCAGAAUCCAUCCAAGAUUAUCGGCGCUCCCGCGACGAUGCUGAGAAUGCCGGAUGGAUUCCCCUCUUGCUUCGGCGAAUACGGCGUCCAGGUCGCGGACAUGUCCAUGGGCGCCAGGAUGACGCAAAAUCUGGUGACUUGCGUCUAUCAGACCAAGCUCUGGGGCCACUGCCGCUUGAUCACGGUGACAUGGUGCAAGAAUCUCAUGGGGCAGGGACUGAGCGUCAAUGUGGACGACCCAGCGUGCCACUACACUUGCAAGGUAGACAUGAAGCCGUGGUUCUUCUGGAAGAAGCAGGGAUCCAAGGCUAUGGAGGUGGAUGGGCAGAAAGUGGAGGUCUUUUGGGACCUCUCCUCGGCCAAGUAUCUCUGCGGGCCGGAGCCGCAAGAUGGUUUCUACCUCGCCAUCGUUUCCGAUGGAGAGGUGGCAUUGCUGCUGGGCGAUAUGGUGAGGGAGGCUUACAAGAAGACGCAGGCGAGGCCACCGACGAUCGAGGCUAUGCUUCUCUCGCGGCGGGAGCACGUCUUUGGGAAGCGGUACUACACCACCAAGGCGCAGUUUGGCGAGAGUGGAAGAACUCACGACAUUAUGAUCGAGUGCCACACGAAUGGAGCUCGGGAGCCGCGGCUUUACGUGAGGGUGGACAGGCAGCUGGUGAUCCAGGUGAAGAAGCUUAUGUGGAAGUUUAGGGGGAACCAGACCAUCCUCGUCGACGGCUUGCCGGUGGAGGUGUUUUGGGACGUGCACAAUUGGCUCUUCAAUCCCUCGCUGGGGAAUGCCGUGUUUAUGUUCCAGACGUGCGUCUCGUCCGAGAGGCCGUGGAUGAAAGACGCCAUGGCUUGCUCGUCGAGCUUGCGAGUCCAGCCGGGAACAGGAGCAGCAGCCCAGGAUGCUGCUACUGCUGCUUCACACGUCUCGGCGGCUGGUUUUUCGUUGCUUCUCUACGCUUGGAAGAGCGAAUAGUUCCACACGAAGUUUUGUAAAUACUGUGGAGUGGGACGGGAGGAGGACACGAAGGGUGGUCCCUUUAUUCAUUCGACACGGCUUCUUCAGGUUAAUCUCUUGUUAAGUUCUCAUCUUCUUUUCUCCUUUGGUUUUCACUCUUCUUCCCAGACCUUCUAGAUAAGAUCGAGACGAAGGCGAUUCAUGACAAUAAGUUUGAGUGGGGUUGAAGGUCCUCUGCUUGGGUAAGCCGUGUGUGUUUCCCAAGGGGCCUCCGAAAUUUAGCAGUACAGUGGCCUUUUUUUCCUGGCCUCUAGAGGUUCUACCUCCUCUAGAUUGGGAAGAAGUACUAAACUAUGUCACUUGCUACGAAACUCUUUUUUUUGUUUCCAAACGGCGAAAGCAAUCACCAAAUGUUUACUUUGAAAUGAUUGGUGUAUAGGCGAGAUUUUUCUAUGUUUCUUAGUCCGUAGCUCGUUAAUGUUUGAUGAUCUGUGCAGAUCUUCUGGAAGUAAUAAUUCUUUGACAACAAGAGAAUUCAAAAGCUUUGAAGCUUGAGGAUGGAUGAGCACCGCCUUGCUGUCGCUGUGAAGACAAGGCUUGCAGCGGCUCCGAAGGUGCAGCAUGAAUGCAAGCUACUGAGCUUUUGACAGGGACAGGUUCUAAUAGUUUGUGAUUUCUUUGUUUUCUGCCUCUCUUUUUUCUGCUUUGGUUGUUACUUCCCUCUCAUAGGGAGGGAGAUGUUUGGCAGCGUUGGUGUGUUUUUGUUGGAGGAUGGCUCGCCAGUAGUGCUGUAUGGAAUUUUUACUGAUGGUGGUGGUGUCUGAUUGUUUCAUAGGGGAGCAAGAACGUCUUUCUCGACGAAUUGACGGGGAAGUAUAACGCCAGUGUACUACUGAUGAUACGUCGAACUAUUUUUCCGUUCAGAAGUCGCGACGCUAGAACAUCUUCAGCGGUUUGAGUAAGGCCGAAAACUCUUUCGUCUGCGCUGCAUUUGUUGCGCUCUUGGUAGUGGCUUUAUCUUACUCUUAGCAUCACUUGUUUUUCCUCUUUCUGACUAAUACGCUGUUGUUGGUGCAGGCAGCGUCGUUGUCACUCACACCUAUUCGCUCAGGCGCAUUGCACGAGUCCUCUCUGCAACAUCUUACCUAGAUUAAGCUUGUGAGUGAGACAAGGGUGGUUUGUUCAAGUUGGGUGUGAAAAGCGGCAGCAUUGAAGGAGCCCACUGUCUUUAGUCAUGUGCAGCAGCAAGUUAAGCUUGUUACUUUCUGUGUACCUUCGUUGAUCUCUCCACAUGUAGGCUUUUCCAGCGAGACUUUUUUUUUAUUUCCCUUUCGACGACUUUGCGCUCACCAAGAUCCUCAACUUCAACUCGGCUAUCUGAAAGAAUGGUCGGCAAUGGAUACUUGUCCGAGUACGGCACGGAGCUCAAUAGCCGCCCGAUUGUAGCUCUGGCGGGCCGAACAGGGCGACUAAACUGAUGGUGGUCGGCAGUUUAUAAGCUCCAUACAGUUGGUCUCAGUUCUUCGAGCGAGGAGAUGUUCAAGCUGGGAUGCUUCUCCAGAAUCAAGACGUCCGACUCGCAGCCGUGCAGCAUGGAUUUGCAGCGAGUGACUUGGAUUUGCAACCAGACACCGGCGACGGUGGUUUUCCGGGACCGAUACAGGGAUCAGCUUGGCAGGCUCAGGCUCUCGGUGGCCCCUUUCUCGGACAAGUUUGUCCCGGUGGACAUGGCUGGGACGGAUACGUACUACGAGAUGAGAGUCGUGGUAGUGAGUGAUGGAGAUGGAGCAGCAAACAAUCUGGAGGGGCGGAGCUUGAGCUCGAGCGGCGCCGCUGCUCUGAGCGUGGACUCGGACGAUUUGCUCGUGUAUAAGAAGAUCACGGUGGCUCGCGAGGGGGACAGAGUUUUGGUGAAGAAGGAAGGGCGGCGCCAGGCAAUCUCGUGAGUUUUCUAGCUGCUUCUUCUAUAUUUUUGUUUGAUCGACCAACACGAUGCGAUCGUGUAGGUAGUGCCGCGAAGUAAGUGAAGAGAGUUUUUUUUUGGGCGAUCGAAAGAGAUGGAAAGAACUUUCCCCCUCCGUGUUGAAGGGGUCAACUCACAUUUUCAAAGUGUGGAAUAUUCUAGAGGAUAUUAUUGUGA
Messenger RNA from Selaginella moellendorffii, 3534 nucleotides. RefSeq lists its product as uncharacterized. NCBI's taxonomy places the organism in Eukaryota, Viridiplantae, Streptophyta, Lycopodiopsida, Selaginellales, Selaginellaceae. The record is from RefSeq and is a predicted model, not a curated record. The transcript has 5 exons. Bases 486 to 1412 code for a protein of 308 amino acids.